AUGAACGGAUGGAAGGUCAAACCGAGUAGACGAAGCAAAGUGGACGUGUUGAUAAACUCGCCUGCACAAAUAAAACUUUCCGAAGUUGAGGAUGAUCGAGACAGGAGUGGUAAAUUCUGUGUUAUCGAAAUAUGUGGGAAAGCCCGAUGGGUGGAGGAGGGAAGGUACUAUGACGUAUUCAGAAUAAAGCAAGAAGAAAAUAAAAGCAUUUACCUGAACAGAGUGUUUUUUUAUAGUACGAUGGAAGGGAAGCUGCUCUUCGGCACACCCUUUUUAGACAACGUAAGAAUCAAGGCAACAGUUAUGAAGCAUUUUCGAGGAAAUAAAAUUUACCGAUUGAAAUUUAAGCCGAAGAAAAAUUACAAAAGGUUUUAUGGACACAGACAAGAAAUGAGCAGAAUUUACAUAAACAAAUUUGAAAUAAAUAAUAACCUCAUGGAUAGGGAACAAAGGAAGUAUAACUUUUUUAGAGACGAUUCGAUCUACUACGUCUUGAAUCGUAUUCACAACAUGGUUAGGCCCAGCUUGGAAUUGAAGCAUUUAAAAAAACACUUUAUGGAUUAUUUGAACAAAUUUUGUAGCCUCAAGUUUGAAACAUUUUACAAACACAGGGGUAAUUACAAAAGGGAGAAAAUGCUUCGGAAUAUUUUGAAAACAAAAAAGCUCAGCAAACGGCCAGAAGUGCAGGAAGAGGUAAGGAAGAUCGAAGAGGAAAAGGAGAGUAGGCGUCUGAAUAAGUAUGAUCCCCUUGCUGACUUCGACCCGGUGGCCAAUGAGUGUUUCAUACGGGAGCACUUCUACGUGUGA
Messenger RNA from Plasmodium coatneyi, 807 nucleotides. Its product is annotated as Ribosomal protein L21. The coding region runs from base 1 to 807 and encodes 268 amino acids. Gene Ontology annotation, cellular component: mitochondrial large ribosomal subunit; ribosome. The transcript has a single exon. Gene Ontology annotation, molecular function: RNA binding; structural constituent of ribosome. NCBI's taxonomy places the organism in Eukaryota, Apicomplexa, Aconoidasida, Haemosporida, Plasmodiidae. The record is from RefSeq and is a predicted model, not a curated record. Gene Ontology annotation, biological process: translation.